Messenger RNA from Labeo rohita (rohu), 1218 nucleotides. It is a transcript of the gene elovl8b, whose product is annotated as ELOVL fatty acid elongase 8b. Lineage: Eukaryota; Metazoa; Chordata; Actinopteri; Cypriniformes; Cyprinidae. The record is from RefSeq and is a predicted model, not a curated record. Gene Ontology annotation, biological process: sphingolipid biosynthetic process; fatty acid elongation, saturated fatty acid; fatty acid elongation, polyunsaturated fatty acid. Gene Ontology annotation, cellular component: endoplasmic reticulum membrane. Gene Ontology annotation, molecular function: fatty acid elongase activity. The transcript has 8 exons. Bases 215 to 1009 code for a protein of 264 amino acids.
UAGGUGUAGUCCGAAGUUUUUCUCCAACAGUUCAGUGUACUUCUGCAUAACAGCUGAUAAUACCCCAUCUUCCACGUUACUCAAAUGAUUCAGUUUAAAGUUCCCAUCUAACUGUGCGACUGACUGAAAUCUUUCCCUCAGUGUGAUACGUUUGUACUUUCUCCCCAGUAAAUAGACUUAUUAAUUAUAAAGCAAUCCUAUAUUAGGGUCCACUAUGGAAUCAGCGUGGCAGAGAAUGGAGUCCAUGCAUCGCUGGAUUCUUGAAAAUGGAGACAAGCGGACGGACCCAUGGCUUCUAGUCUACUCUCCUGUACCAGUCAUCUGUAUAUUUUUGUGCUAUCUUGUUAUUAUUUGGAUCGGACCCAAGCUUAUGAAAAACAAAGAACCAGUGGACCUAAAAGCAGUGCUUAUUGUGUACAACUUUGCCAUGGUCGGUUUGUCCAUUUACAUGUUCCAUGAGUUCAUGGUCACAUCUUGGCUGGCAAACUACAGUUAUCUGUGUCAACCUGUGGACUACAGCCGCAGUCCACUAGGAAUGAGGAUGGCCAGUGUAUGCUGGUGGUUCUUUUUCUCUAAAGUGAUUGAGCUUAGUGAUACAAUUUUUUUUAUCCUGAGAAAAAAGAACAGCCAGCUCACAUUUCUACAUGUGUAUCAUCAUGGAACUAUGAUCUUCAACUGGUGGGCAGGAGUUAAAUAUUUGGCAGGUGGUCAAUCAUUUUUUAUUGGGCUGCUGAACACCUUUGUUCAUAUUGUGAUGUAUUCUUACUAUGGCCUGGCGUCCCUGGGGCCUCACAUGCAGAAAUAUCUAUGGUGGAAGCGCUAUCUCACCUCACUGCAGCUGGUCCAGUUUGUCCUGCUGACUAUUCACACUGGAUACAACCUCUUCGCUGAGUGUGACUUCCCUGAUUCCAUGAAUAUGGUUGUGUUUGCAUACCUCGUCAGCCUCAUUAUACUUUUCAGCAACUUUUACUACCAGAGCUAUGUAACCAGGAAAAGCAAGAAGUCUUAACAGAGUAAUUCUACAUGAUGAGCGGAGGAAUCACCCGUCCUUUGACAGACCAACUUGUCCAUUGGUUUUCGCAUUGCAGUUAUAUUUAGUCAUCAGGACUGAAAAUUUGGUUACACCACUGACCUCGUAUCUAGUUUGGGUUGUAAAUAUGACUUAUCCAAUAAAGAUGUGACAUGUCUUAUUAUUACUUUUUGCAUUUUGGAGCUUUA